AGAUGGGAAAGUGCUUCCCUUCAGUCCAGAGCCCCCCAGCUGUGGAAACCUGACUUUGACUGAGUUGUUACUUUCAGUCGGAAGGAUGUCUUUCCUCUCCACUUUUGGCACGCAGGUCGCAGCCAUCAUGGAUGUGUUAGCGAAAGCUGCGGUCGCCGAAAUAACGAAGCUGGUAGAGGACGGGACGCUGGUUCUGCGUCUGGAGUUGUGUCAGAGAGACGGUGAGAUUCGGGAGCUUAGAAGAAGUUUGAAGCUGAUGGAAGCUGAACUCAGCAAAGCUCAAGAAGCAGCCAUAACGCGUAUUACAGAGGACAGGCCAGAGGAAACAUCAGCCGGGAGCCAGGUCUCCCCAAGAGCUGCAGGUGAAAAAGAAGCUCAGCAAACAUGUGCAGUACAUCUGGAACCAACGACUGCUGAUACUCUCUGCAAGCCUCGACACGGAACAGAAGAGGGCUGGGAUAUGAGGCCAGUGGUGAAACACGAACCAACAGAUGAGCCUGAAAUCCAUGAAACAACAGACAGCAACGUUUGCUUUGUGGCAGGAGAGCAAGAUGACCUGAUGUGGCCUCAUCCUGUUUGCAGCAUGUUUGACAAAACCUGUGUUGCAAUUCAGCAGCACAUACAGACUUUCCCUUCUCACACAGAACAGUUCCCUACUCAUAGAGACAGAGUAUGCUCAUAUAACUCUUCAUCAACUACAGCAGAGGAAAUUGCAGAUGAUUCCUUAAUUGUGCCAGCGAUAGUAGAUACUCGACCUUUGUGCAUGGGAAAAACCACCUCAGACUCUGGUCACAACGAACAGUUUAGACAUGUUUCAUGCCCCGCACUCAGUCAGACUCAGUGCUUGCAGCCUGCUUUACAACAGGCUGGGCUGUCACUCGCCCCCUCUCAUGCGCAGAGGUCCACAGCAGACACUGAAGAUCACAUCUUUGAUAGAAACAACCUGAGAACCAAAAGGCUAAUGAGACCAAGUCAGAAACUGUUCAUCUGCCCUGUAUGCAACAAGGUUUUCCCCUACUUGUCUAAGCUGGAGGAGCACAAGUGCACCCUCCACCAAUGGAAACCUUUUAGGUGCCUCGAAUGCGGGAAGUCUUUCACUCAGAAGACCCGGCUGAAGACACACCAAAGUGUGCACACAGGAGCCAGACCGUUUAGCUGUAAGGUCUGUGGGAAGGUGUUCUCAAGGCAGGACAACUGCUUGAGACACGAGAGGUUCCACAACAAGAUGAAGCUGUACAGCUGUAGCAGUGUGGCAAAAGCUUCACUGUGCCAGGAAACCUGAGAAUACAUCAAGAUAUUCACCUGCAAGGAAGAUGGCACCUGUGUUCUCAGUGGCAAUUUAUGAGAGAAAAUUUGCCCAAAUAUUUAUCUUGGUAUUCUUUAGGUGUGUUCAGGUGUGUUCAGUCAGUCAGAAGCUGGAAGAUACCAAUUCACAUUUACAC
Molecule: messenger RNA, 1442 nt
Organism: Monopterus albus (swamp eel)
Lineage: Eukaryota; Metazoa; Chordata; Actinopteri; Synbranchiformes; Synbranchidae
Product: zinc finger protein 2-like
Exons: 2
Coding region: 86-1282 (398 amino acids)
Biological process (GO): regulation of transcription by RNA polymerase II
Cellular component (GO): nucleus
Molecular function (GO): DNA-binding transcription factor activity, RNA polymerase II-specific
Source: RefSeq, a predicted model, not a curated record